Messenger RNA from Euleptes europaea (tarantolino), 1202 nucleotides. It is a transcript of the gene RAD51C, whose product is annotated as RAD51 paralog C. Gene Ontology annotation, biological process: reciprocal meiotic recombination; DNA repair; meiotic DNA recombinase assembly. Gene Ontology annotation, molecular function: ATP binding; ATP-dependent DNA damage sensor activity; four-way junction DNA binding. NCBI's taxonomy places the organism in Eukaryota, Metazoa, Chordata, Lepidosauria, Squamata, Sphaerodactylidae. The coding region runs from base 2 to 1087 and encodes 361 amino acids. The transcript is spliced from 9 exons. Gene Ontology annotation, cellular component: Rad51C-XRCC3 complex; replication fork; Rad51B-Rad51C-Rad51D-XRCC2 complex. The record is from RefSeq and is a predicted model, not a curated record.
CAUGGAGCAGAGGCAGUUGGGCAGCUUCUCCUUGCCUCCGAGUCUGCGGGCCAAGCUGGCGGCGGCCGGCUUCCAGACGGCCCAGGAGGUGCUCGACGUCGGGCCCUGCGAGCUCAGCAAAGAAAUUGGAGUUUCUAAACAGGAGGCAUUAGAAAUUCUGCAAGUGAUCAAAGGAGACUGUCAUGGCAAUGGAGGGGGCUCAGGAAAUACGGUCAGAAAGUACACGGCGCUUGAACUCUUGCAAGAGGAGCAAGUCCAAGGUUUCAUAGUAACCUUCUGCUCUGCGUUGGAUGAUAUCCUGGGAGGGGGUGUGCCCCUGAUGAAAGUCACAGAAAUCUGUGGAGCACCAGGUGUUGGCAAAACACAGUUAUGCAUGCAGCUGGUGGUGGAUGUGCAGUUUCCAGAGUGCUUUGGAGGGCUUGCGGGAGAAGCUGUUUUCAUAGACACUGAGGGAAGCUUUAUGGUAGACAGAGUCGUGGAUAUGGCAUCUGCUUGUGUUCAGCACUGCCGGUUGAUUGCAGAAAUGCACCCCGAAGAAGACCAUCAAGCAGCACUGGAGGCUUUUACCCUGGAAAAUAUCCUCUCUCACAUCUAUUACUUUCGUUGUCAUGACUAUGUGGAGUUGUUGGCACAGGUCUAUCUUCUCCCAGAUUUCCUCUCUGAGCAUUCCAAGGUCCGACUGGUUGUGAUCGAUGGUGUUGCCUUUCCAUUCCGCCAUGACUUUGAGGACCUCUCGCUGCGGACGCGGCUCUUGAAUGGCCUGGCCCAACAGCUGAUCACCAUCGCCAAUGACCACACGUUGGCUGUAGUUUUGACCAAUCAAAUGACAACAAGAAUUGGACAAAGACAUUCCUCUUUGAUUCCUGCCUUAGGAGAAAGCUGGGGUCAUGCAGCUACCAUCCGCAUAAUCCUGCAUUGGGAAAACAAGCAGAGGUUGGCAAUGCUGUACAAGUCACCGAGUCAAAAGGAGUCAACUGUACCAUAUUGUGUUACGCCUCAUGGAUUCAGAGAUAUUCAGCUUCCACCUCCAGACCCAGCAGAAAACAAGACAAACCCUCGUAAAAGGCCACGGGUAGAAGAAAAGUGAUUCAGAUUAAUCAUUUUAUCUUUCUGAAGAAGCUUGCACUAUGGCUGGACUUAAUGGUGCUUGAGAGACUAUUUAACUUGGACAAAAGGAGCAUAAUUUUAAUCCACAGUUUGGA